AAUUAAACCUAGGCAACACGACUAUAAAUAAAUAAAUCUGACUGAAGUAAUCGUACGUAAUACCCGAACUUUCCAUCCAAGCCGUCGUCUUCUUCUUGAUCGCAACACAAUAAGCAUCUCAAUCCUCGGCCGAUCGAAACUGGCAGCAACAAUGAAGAACUGUGAAAUGCUUGAGAAUGAGUUGCCUGAUCAUAUUAUAUCUUGUAUCUUUUCCAAGUUAGCUUUGAAGGAUUUGGUGAAAACCAGUGCAUUGUCCAAACAAUGGAUUCAUGAAUGGGGAUUACGGAUGGACCUAAACUUCGAUCUCUAUACCAUGUUUGACUAUAACACAGAUCAAGACUUACCACAAAUCGUUCCUCUCUCUCAAAGGUUUCACUAUCAAUCUAAAUUUGCCACAAGUUUGGAUCAAUUUAUGCUCCAUUAUAAAGGUGUCAUUAUCCGUUCCAUUCGAGUAAAAUUUCCAUUAGGUAAUGAACAUAGGGAUGUCAUUGAUAGAUUGAUCUCCAAAGGAAUUGCUAAGGGUGCCAAACAUAUUGAACUUCUCUUCUCUUCUAAAACAACUGAUACUACUAUUUCUAUUAUGCCAUACAGAUUUUCCCUUAUUCUCUUACUUGAGAAUGAUUCUGUGACCUAUUUGCACCUACAAAACUGCCUCAUAGACAAACCCAGAGACUUCUCUGGAUUAAAAAAUUUGAGAACUCUUGUGUUGCAACAAGUUAUUGUGAAGAAGACACUCCUUAAGACUUUGUGUUCAAAUUGCAACCACCUUGUCGACUUCACCCUUGAUGGUUGUAAUAUCACUUCCAAGUUGGUAAUAAACAACCCAUCAUUGCUUCGUUUGAACAUUGUUAAUGUUGGAUUUUACCCUCGAAAUCUUAUUACUAUCAUUGCCUCAAGUCUCUCGUCCUUUGAGUAUUCUUGUCUUAAAGAACAUGUAGUACACCAAAUGAACAUUCAAGCUCCUAUGUUAUCCAAGUUUAGCUUUAGAGGUGCUUCAUUUUCAAAGCGUAUAGGGUUAUCUGGAUUGACGAACGUAACAACAAUUAAGUUUGAUGCAUUAUUAGUUGAUCUAUCCACAAACAUCUUGCCUCAUUUGUUUUCUAAAUGUCCUCAACUUGAAGAUGUCACUCUUAAGAACUGUUUGUUCACAAGUUCAACACAAAUUUUCAGUUCGAAGUUACGUCAGUUGAUCAUACUUGAUAGUGUUUGGGUGAAUAACUCUCCUUCUGAGAUAUCUAUUGAUGCAUUAAAUCUUUCAUCCUUUGAAUAUACUGGGUACACCACGAGGAUAAUUUCUUUUACGGCUCCAAUGUUAUCAAAGGUUUUUUGGGAUACACUAGAGAGAGAGAAUAGACCACACCUUUUUGAUCCAAUUGCAAGUUUACCACAUAUUGAGAAUUUAGCUAUGAUCGUCGACACUUUACAAGUAAAGGAAUUAGCGAAAGUCUUGGUUCGGUUUCAAAAUCUUAGACAAUUGGAGUUACAUAUUGAAGGAGCAUGCGAUCCUAGUAUGGAUUACUCUUGGCUUUUAGAUAUUGCAACAGCUUCUCAGCAUCUCCAAAAACUUACUCUAAGUAUUAAAAAUCUAUAUCAGGAACAUUCACAUAUGGUCGGAUUUAAGAGGCAGAAAAGCGAAUAUGUGGGGUUUUCUCAUAAUGUUUUGGAAUAUGUGGAGUUUUGCGGUUGUGUUUGCUCCAUAAAUGUUAUUCAGUUAGCUACUCACCUAUUGAGGAGUGCAAAUUCGCUUAAGAAAAUGACUUUCCGUUCUAGUGAUAGAGUCUAUCUUGGAGGUGGUAGAUGGACAACUUUUUUUAAUGCAUGUGGUGGUCAUUGUUGGUCAGGAAAAAAUGUUUACGAGAUGCUUAAGGAUGAAGUAAAUGAACAAUGUCAGCUUAUAAUUUUGUAGUGUAUUUUUUCUAUUUAGUUAGUUUUUACUACUAUUAUUAUUUGUAAUUUUUCGAAAAAACUUUGUAUAACUUUAUUUAUGAGUUACAAUAUUUACUAUUUUUGGGUGUUUCUAUUUUAUACGAAAUAAUCAUUGUAGAA
Molecule: messenger RNA, 2046 nt
Organism: Medicago truncatula (barrel medic)
Lineage: Eukaryota; Viridiplantae; Streptophyta; Magnoliopsida; Fabales; Fabaceae
Product: putative FBD-associated F-box protein At5g22720
Exons: 4
Coding region: 152-1906 (584 amino acids)
Molecular function (GO): protein binding
Source: RefSeq, a predicted model, not a curated record